Cottoperca gobio is the source of this 1871-nucleotide messenger RNA. It is a transcript of the gene prim1, whose product is annotated as DNA primase subunit 1. Gene Ontology annotation, biological process: DNA replication, synthesis of primer. The transcript is spliced from 13 exons. The coding region runs from base 335 to 1636 and encodes 433 amino acids. The record is from RefSeq and is a predicted model, not a curated record. NCBI's taxonomy places the organism in Eukaryota, Metazoa, Chordata, Actinopteri, Perciformes, Bovichtidae.
ACAAGGUUGAGCCAAGCUUUGAGAACAACAGCUAACAUCUUAUACAACGCAGUAAUAAUUGAAGUUCAACCCUCUCGUGUCUAUUUGACUGUACUUGUCCUUGAUGGGAGACAGAAAAGCUAAAAUAUAGAUUAUUUACGAAACAAUUUCUGGGUUUUGGUGACGACUUGGCCUCAUCCUUAUCUCAUUGGCUCUCUCCUCACCUUAAGUCUUUUCCCGCGCUACUAAGACAACACACCGAACUGUCAGUCUGUAGCGGUAGCAAGCUAGCCUCUUGCUGACAAUUUAACGUAUUUUUAUAACGGUACCGGAGCUGUUACUAUAUUGUCAGGUAAUGCCGUCCUCGGAUUAUGACUCGGCCUGUCUGCCGGACAUAUUACCGCUGUACUACCGACGGCUGUUCCCCUUCUCACAGUAUUAUCGCUGGCUGAACUAUGGAGGAGUGCAGAAGAACUACUUCCAGAACCGAGAGUUCUCCUUCACACUCAAAGAUGACAUCUACGUCCGCUACCAGUCGUUCAGCACGCAGACUGAGCUGGAGAAGGAAAUGCAGAAGAUGAACCCUUACAAGAUUGACAUUGGAGCCAUAUACAGUCACAGGCCCAAUCAACACAACACAGUGAAGUCAGGAACCUUCCAGGCCCUGGAGAAGGAGCUGGUGUUUGAUAUCGAUAUGACAGAUUAUGACGAUGUCAGAAGCUGUUGCAGUGCUGCAGACAUUUGCUGCAAGUGCUGGACCCUGAUGACCAUCGCCAUUCACAUCCUGGAUAGAGCUCUUCGAGAGGACUUUGGUUUCCAGCACCUGCUGUGGGUUUAUUCUGGCAGAAGAGGAGUGCAUUGCUGGGUGUGUGAUGAAGCUGCCAGGAAGCUCUCUGUUGCCGCACGCUCUGCAGUUGCAGAAUACCUCAGCCUGGUUAAGGGAGGUGACGAGAUGAUGAAGAAAGUUGUGCUCACAGAUCCAAUUCAUCCUUUAUCAGUCUGUAUCUGUGAUUUCAACAGAGAGUCUUUGGCGGUGGUGGAGCAAUACUUCUCCCGGUACGCACUACAAGACCAGGAUAUACUGGGCCGCAAGGAAUCUGUAGACAAAGUGUUGGCACUCACGCCUGAAGAUGUAAGAAAAGAAUUACAGGAGGACUUCCUAUAUGAGAAGAAACCCGAGAACCGUUGGAAAUUGGUGAAGGAGCAAGCCAGAAGGAGACGGGGCACUUCCAAAAAGGGCCAAUACUUUGAGGAAGAAAUCAUGCUGCAGUAUUGUUACCCACGGCUCGAUGUGAACGUCAGUAAAGGGGUGAACCAUUUGCUGAAGAGCCCCUUCAGUGUCCAUCCCAAAACAGGGCGCAUUUCUGUUCCCAUGGACCUCAAAGAGUUGGAAACGUUUGAUCCUUUUGCCGUGCCCACAAUCAAUCUGAUCUGUGAGGAGCUGGACCGACCCAGGACAGGCGAAGAGGAAGAGAAGACAGAGGACACCAAAGAGAAGGAAAGCGAGCAGGACGCAGCAGAGAGUCGAAAGAUCAGAGAUUACAAGAGAACAAGCCUGGCCAAGUAUGUGAAAUACUUUGACCAGUUCCUGGAUGGGAUGGCUCGCUCGUGGAAAGGAGAACUUCUCAAAAAAAGUGAUCUUCAGAAAGACUUCUGAACUGGACAUCAAUCAGAAAGUGAUACAGAGUACUGAAGAAUUGUUAAGGCUUCAAUUCACAUUUAUGAGAUUCAGUAAUAAUACAUUCAUAAACAAAACAUAAAUAGAUCAUCUCCUUACUGCAGGAUUGUUCUACUACAAUACACAUUUUAUGGUGUUUGUCUGCUCUUUGCCUACAUUUUUCUACUGUACAGUCAUUUGUGAAAAUAAAUUUGGUAUUUCAAGUUUUUCAAAA